Plutella xylostella (diamondback moth) is the source of this 5320-nucleotide messenger RNA. RefSeq names its product FERM domain containing expanded (gene ex). The record is from RefSeq and is a predicted model, not a curated record. Lineage: Eukaryota; Metazoa; Arthropoda; Insecta; Lepidoptera; Plutellidae. Gene Ontology annotation, cellular component: cytoplasmic side of apical plasma membrane; cytoskeleton. Gene Ontology annotation, biological process: positive regulation of hippo signaling.
GCAGCGUUGGUUCGUUCGUUGGUUCAGUUUGUAGUGACCCCCGGGCCCCGGCACUCUCGGCGCGCCACUAUCUCGCCGCAUUCCUCCCGCAGUGGAAGCCGCGGCGCGCCCUGCGCGUGCCUUCGGUCCGAGCCUCACCGACCGACCCACGCCGCUCAGUCGUUCCCGCGCGCUCACGCCCGACGCUGCUCCGCGCCACGCCAAACAAACGCAAUCGUGAUCGAAGUUAUGUGUAAAUAAGUGCAGUGCUCUCAAUGGAUGCGGUUCGUGCGGAUAGUGUUGACGUUAACUCUAGUGCAUAGCGGCUGGAUUUAUAUAUUCAUGGUGGGGUAAACGUGGUCUCGAGAUGCGACAUGCGUGCUCUGUGUUCGGUUCGCGGGACGCUGGGCGUCGAGGCCACGACGCUCGGAGCCGGCGCGCGGCUGGUGGCCCUGAGGGUGCCGGCCCAGCAGCCCCUCCAUCUGGUGGUCGAAGCCAAGGCCAGGGUCAGAGAACUCCGGGCCCUCGCCAAUGCCCAUGCACAGUUACAAGGCAUGACCGACACAGAACUCUUCGGCUUGGCCGUCAUGCAAAAUGGAGAAUAUUGGUUCGUGGAUUUAGACAGCAAACUAUCUAAAUAUGCGCCAAAGAGCUGGAGAUCGUCUCAUACUCAUGGACUGGACGCCAACGGGAAACCCCUACUAGAACUCCAUCUAGUGGUCCAGUUUCACGUGGAGAGUCCACUACUGCUGCAUGACGACGUGGGCCGCCACUACUACUUCCUCCAGCUCAGGCUGAACGUGCGGCACCGAGACGCUCUCCCAGCCGAGGUCUUGCUCCUCCUGACAGGCCUGGCACUACAGGCCGAAUACGGAGAUGCCGAGACCUAUGAAGACAGAGACUACUUCAAUGUGGACGAUUACGCACCCCCCUCCCUCACGGGAGACUGGGUCUCCGCAGCCAUGCGCGCCUGCCAUAGAGAACACAAGGGACUCUCGAAGGCAGACGCCGAAAUGCGAUUCAUCCGCGAAGUCUGCUUCCUACAAGACACCAUCAAUUCACACAGAUACCGACUGAAACAAUCCAAGACCGAACCGGAGCCUGGCACGGUCUGGCUACUAGUCACAGCAAAAGGCAUCAAAAUUCUGCCCAACAAUGGACCCGUGUCGACGUUCAUCUGGAGCUCUAUCGGUAAACUAAGUUUUGAUAGGAAGAAAUUCGAAAUCAGAACCGAAGAAGGAAAGAUAACGCUGUAUUCUUCAAGUGAUGAUAAGUGUAAAUAUCUGUUUGCGUUGUGCAAAGAAACACAUCAAUUUUCAAUGAAGAUUGCACCUAAACUGAACGAGAUAUUACUGAAAGAGGAGGAAGAACAAAAAAGUUGCUUCGGAUACACAAAAUCACUUAACAUUCAGUAUAGCCAAAAUAAAAGCGAGCAGAGAAUAUCAGUGAUUUCUACUACCAGCUCCAAUACUACGUCAGGAAUCGUCAGUGAUAGAGUACAAUCGGAAGACGAACUUGAAAUAAUGAUUGACACUCCUCCAGCACCUUCCACUGAAAGUUUGGCCUUUGCUCACUUACUCGACACCAGCAACUCAUACUUAGUCCAAAAGAGCCCUCUGACAAAAACAUCUUCGUUGCAAUUAGGAAAAACGCAAAGUAGAGCACGUGUCAGUAAAAACAAAGAUGACACCGUUUCGGACAGUUUUAACAUUGCGUGCGGUUCCACGGAUGUGGCACAGAAGUCAAGUCAAAUGGAUGAAAGUGUUUCACUGCCCGAUCAAAAUGCCACUGAGAAUUCAAACAGCAGUCCGGUCUCUAAUAAAUUCAAAUGCACAGGAUCGCAAUGUUCAUCGUCUUGCAGCACAGUUAUAAUGGCUCGAGCGGGACUCAGUACGCUUAGCAGAGCAUCUGAUGCAAGCAGUUUAGAACUAGGCUUUAGUCACACGGCACAGAACUCAAUGCUUAGUGACAACAGUACUGUGGGAAUUGAAACUGAAUAUCCUCAAGACACAGCAUCAGCAUUGUAUGACGGCCUCGGCCAACCAGCUACGAUUGCUGCCUCUAGUGAGACCAGUGGAGUAUAUACUAUGGGCAGUUCAGAAGUAACUACUGAAUCCAAGAUGGAACUUGCUUCGGAAGACAGCCGGACAGAUUACAACGAGUCACAUUAUGGCGAAUACAAGCCCGCAAAGGAAAACGACUUGGCUGACAUAGAUAGUGUUUCAUCGAUAUUGAAAAGCAAAUCAGAAAGAGUAGCCAAAAUAAAUGGUGCGCUUAGGAUUCAAUCAAAGCGUCAUUUGGGCAGCAGUGAUUGUGUCGACGGAGCAACACCCUUCCACAUACAGGAAAAUGAUAGCAAAGAGAGUGCGUUUAGAGAAAGGACUAAUUCAAGUGUAAGUGCCGUUUCGUUUCACGGUGACGGUAGUGACCCGACGGACAAUAAGCAUAAUCUGCUAAGUGCAAGUGAACUCAGUGAUCUAAUUGUAGGUCGAGGAGUCUACCCUAAGCGCCAGUCAGUGAGCGACACCCUCGACUCAGUAUCGGAUUAUGUGCGACUGCCUCUGCCGUUUUCUGGUGACAGUUACAUUCAGGGACAUGAGGACACGGCACCUUCCGAUGACAAUAACCCCGAGGGGUCCUUCUUUGACCGACCACCUACACCACCAGCAAGGACAGACAGUCGGAAAGUGCUCAACUUGUCUUUACCGAACAUUCUAGAUAUCGGGGAGAGUGAGAUAUUAAACCCCAGAUUUCCUAACAAACCACCACCACCCUACGAGUACAAUCACAAGACUGUCCCAUCGACUGUCUCUUCGCCGAUGAAAGCCCCGCCAGCCUACCCUGGCCCGACCACCCCUACAACAACUAAACUACUAGAAAAGGAGGAAGUAACUGCUCGCGUUGUUACGUCAAAACCAAUGAUAACAAUCCUUAAAGCAGAGGCAGGAGAAGUCGGAGGGUCGAGUGAAAGAACUUUUGCGAGUCCAAUGGUUUUAGAACAUCGGUUCCAGAAGUCAAAAAGACAUCAGGCGUCUAGUCGCAGAGCUGAUCGAUCUAAAUUGGCUCAGGGGAUGGUGAGUCAGAGCCUCUCGCCAUCUCGGGAACUGCCGACACGGGUGGACUCAAAUGUUCUGGUGGCGAUGAUGAAGCUGCCUCCCCCUCCCCCGCCGCGGCGCUCCCGCCUGCCCCCGCCGCCGCCCGCCUCACGCCUGCCGCCCCCGCCGCCACCGCACAACCCCAUGUUCCACCAACAACUGUACAGCGAUGUCGACUACGUAUACUAUCCGAUGCAGGACCCGGCAAUAUCGCAACAAAACUACCUUGAUCACAAACUUACAGAAUCUCGAGUUUCCAACAUGCACAAGAGUCAUGUACAGUACAGGAGUACGCCGUUCUUAUCGACGACACUUUCAACAUCGUCGAUGUACGGAUCCAUACAGAAUCUGUCCGACUCAUACGUGCAGCUACCAGGAAACCGGACCAGCUUGUACUCAUUGAACAGUCGGACUUCAUCGGUGAGCAACCAUUCUAUGCACAUGGACCGGCCUCUGAUAGCAUCGAGGAUUCCAGAAGCCUCGUUUUUCCCGCGAACAAAGUCCGAUGAAAACAUACUGAAUGCCAGGGACCCGCCACCGAUGACGUCGAUGAGGUCGAGGCGAAUGCCGCCGCCGCCUCCGCCGCCGUACGAACACAAGAAGAAACUCCCCUCGCAUUUGCGAGACGUCAAGCUGCCAAGCUCCAGCUUAGAAGUGAACAGUGACCACAGUGGUAAAGUGAAAGACGCUAAUUGUGAUUUAGACAUAAAGACUCUCAGAGAAAAGAGCAAGAACUUGGACCUUCCCUUAAUAGCAGCUCUCUGUAACGACCGGUCGUUACUAAAGCAGACGAAAGCGUUCGGUGCUUCCAAAACUAGUAAGCAGACAGGUGACUGUGAUAGUGAAAACAAAGUGAGUGCUAAGUCUAUUCCAAACACCACCGAUAACUUAGAUGUUAAGAUUAAGCAAGAUUGUAGUCUGAAGCAGGUAGCGCCCGAUGCUCUUGGGAAGAAGCUGUUGAUCAGAAACCCGAAGGAUAAGCUCCCGGCACUGCCUGGCUCAGACCCGCACACUCCUCGGGCCAUGUCCAACACUUACGUGAUGCAUCCGUCGAGCGUCGCCAAAACUAAAAGAGUACAUCCUAGUUCAUGACCAUUGCCUCAUUUAGAUAUUAGUCUUCACUUUGUAUCUAUUCUUCCAACACUAUGUGCUUCCAUAAGAAUCUCCCUUUGCGCCAUAAUAUAGUGUAGUCAAGCAAGACUGAGCUUUAUACCUGCAACAGUAAAUAUAUUAUGUUAUGUACUGGUAAAUACAUUCCAAAACAAAACUUGACAUUCCACACACUCAUAGAAUCCAGGACAUUUGGCACAAAAGCCAGUUUAGCUAACCUCUGCGCCAUCGGUCAUCAUAUUCCAUGUAUGAAUAGCAAAAAUUUUACUUACCAUCAUAUUCGUUCAAUAAAUGGUCACGAUGUGUGAUGUUAAAAUCAUAAAAAUAUUACAGCGUUAGUUAGCGACUUCAUGUUUUGACUGUGUAUGUGUAUGUAUGCAUGCAAUUCUUUCUUUUUUUUCGAUUAGGUAUUUUGUUGCCCAUUAUUGGUCUUGUGUGCCAUAAUUUGUUUCAAAUUAUGAAUUAUGUUUUUGGCUACGAGUAGAUGCAACUCCUGUUACAAUAGUAAUUAUUAUUUCAUUCUUUAUUGCACGCUAAAUAAAUAUGUAUAAGUGUACAAAGGGUGGACUUAAUGCUAUAAGCAUUUUCUACUAGUCCACCCACCUACAGGAAACUUAUGUAGGUACAAUCAAUCCAUCACGCCACUGUUGGUAGGUUUAAAAAUAUUUCAGUCAUUGUUAAUUCAGUUAAUUCCUACCUAACCUUAAGUUUCUCAAAGAAUCAAUGUAUGUAGCUUUUUAAGUCAAUAAAUGACUGAAAAAGAUCGUGUGAUUAAAACUUUUUGCACUUGUUUCACACUUAUAUUGAACUCUUUAAGAAACGUGAGGAUAGCAUUGAGUUGGUAGUUGCUUGUAAGUGGAAUAUUGUAAGCCAUAUGGGUGCAUAAUGGCAGGACAGAUUUAUAAAUUAAAUACUCGCUCUAUUUAAGAAUAAUGUAAGAAAAAUUGUGAUUUAACUAAAAUACAAGUCAUUGCUCAAUCAUAGUAAAUGAUAAUGAUAAUAAUAUCUGCAACUAUUUAUUUUGUUUACGGCCAUCGUGUGUAUAUAAUUUAACUAGGUUAAACAUUCACAAAGUACAUAUUGUUUCAACUGUGUACAAAUGUAAAUAAUUUACAUUAAAAAAUCGCAAUAUAAAA